Messenger RNA from Mycena indigotica, 477 nucleotides. RefSeq lists its product as uncharacterized. The record is from RefSeq and is a predicted model, not a curated record. The coding region runs from base 1 to 477 and encodes 158 amino acids. Lineage: Eukaryota; Fungi; Basidiomycota; Agaricomycetes; Agaricales; Mycenaceae. The transcript is spliced from 4 exons.
AUGCUCGACGCUGAACUCCAACUCCUGGACAGCGUCAUCCGCGACGAAAGGCUUCUAUGGUCGCUGUUCUUCCCCAAUAGUACCCCCGACCCCGUCAGAACAGCUCACGCCGCGAAUUUGUGGCCGCCCUUCAUCACGGCUCCAACCAAACUCGAACUGUUUGAAUACAUCACAGCGGCCUUGGUGAUUUCCGAUGACUUGGGCGUUGGCAGCGAGUGUAGGAGUCGCAUUCACGCGCAAAUUCAUGCCAAGAUGGCGCAGCUCGUCGAAGAUACGGCGAAGUUGAUCGUCGCGGGGCGGCUGCCUAGAUUGAAAGACCUCAUACCAGAGGUGAAGACCACGAAGUUGCGGAGAAGCAGUGGCAAGGAAAACAAGAGGGGCAAAGCAAGCCACCGAAGGGGAACAACUGUAAAUAAGGACACCAAUAAGCACAUGUCGAUUUGUACAAUUGAAUUCGUAAAGCGAUGGAUCACGUAG